AUGCGUUUCUCCACCGUCGGUUUCUUUUUCGCCUCUGCGCUGGCAGUCAAUGGUGCGGCUGUUCCCGCCAACGACAAGGCUGAUAUUACUGCCCCUAUCAACCCCGAGGCCUAUGCUGCCGACGUCGAAACCGUCACCUUCACCGGUAACAAAGUUAAUGGCGUUGUUGUCACCCGUUCCAUCGAGGCCGAAAGCAAUGCUUCCCUCAACGAACGCCAGGUCGGCAUCACAGCCGUCGUUACUGCCAUCGGCGGCGGCGUCAUGAGUGUCGCCACCGGCGUUGCUGUCAAUAUCGUCACUGAUAUUAUCCGUGCAUACAUUGAUUGGACGCUCGCUCGCGAAACAUUCACCAAGCAGACCACGUCCGAGAUGUGGAAGCGUAACCCCAACACUAAGAAGUUCCACGCUGCCAUCUGCUACAACAAGGGCUAUCGCGUCAAAGACUCCAAGGGUAUCGAUGGCAAGGCCAGCGUUACCCUGCGCUCUAAUGUCUUCCACGUCAGUUAUGACUGCAUGUAUAUGAACGGCCCUAACCAGUUCUGGACUGACGCUGAGGGCGGCUACAUUAACCUAUCCUACACCUACGACCGUAACCACUGCUCUUUUGACCAGAAAACUGGCGAUCUCACCUGCUGGUGA
Colletotrichum spaethianum is the source of this 639-nucleotide messenger RNA. RefSeq lists its product as uncharacterized. The record is from RefSeq and is a predicted model, not a curated record. NCBI's taxonomy places the organism in Eukaryota, Fungi, Ascomycota, Sordariomycetes, Glomerellales, Glomerellaceae. Bases 1 to 639 code for a protein of 212 amino acids. The transcript is spliced from 3 exons.